AAACAUGUUGACGCACUUCCUGCUUCUCUUAGGUAACCCAACAGGCAAUACAUGGCGGUGUGACUGUUGGCCUCGUGAAAAAAAAACAAUCUUAUAUGCCGUAUUUCUCUGUGUACAUUCAUUCUGUCCAAACGGAACUGCAGCCUAAAGGAGCGAUUUAUGGUGGACUCUUCUUUGGGAGAAAUGGCCGAAGUGUAUGUCCGAGUGGCAGAGGAGGAAAAUGAGGAGCCUAUGGAGAUCCCGUCCGAGGAUGAUGGCACCGUCUUGCUGUCAACGGUCGCUGCUCAGUUCCCCGGAGCGUGCGGCCUGCGCUUCAGGAGCCCCGUGUCUCAGUGCAUGCGGGGAGUACGGCUCGUGGAGGGGGUCCUGCACGCCCCGGAGAACGGAUGGGGGAAUAUCGUCUAUGUCGUCAACUACCCAAAAGCUUCCAGCCUCCAAUCAAGUUCAUCAUUGUGUUUGACAUACUCAGAUAACAAAAGAAAAAUGGAUGAAAUUGACGCCUCCUCAGCUGUGAAAAUGAAACGAGGCGACAUGAAGACGUCAGACCUGAUUGUGCUAGGCCUUCCUUGGAAAACCACAGAGCAGGACCUGAAAGACUACUUCAGCACUUUUGGAGAGGUCAUCAUGGUGCAGGUGAAACGGGACACCAAUACAGGAAACUCCAAAGGGUUUGGCUUUGUGAGGUUCACAGAGUACGAAUCCCAAGAAAAAGUCAUCUCCCAGCGCCACAUGAUUGACGGCAGAUGGUGCGACUGCAAGCUCCCUAACUCGAAGGUGAAUAUGCAAGGUCCAGACGAGCCGCUGAGGAGCCGCAAAGUCUUUGUAGGACGUUGCACAGAGGACAUGACCACUGAUGAACUGAGGCAGUUCUUUAUGCAGUAUGGAGAAGUCACUGAUGUCUUCAUCCCGAAGCCCUUCCGUGCUUUUGCCUUUGUCACUUUUGCAGAUGAUCAGGUCGCUCAGUCUCUGUGUGGUGAGGACCUCAUCAUCAAAGGUGUCAGUGUCCACAUCUCAAACGCCGAGCCCAAACACGGCAACAGGCAGUUUGAUCGCACAGCACGGUUUGGCAACGGUUUCGGCGCUCAGGCUUUCGGGGGCAGCCGUAGCGGGUUAGGGAGCAGCACCAACAGUAACCUGGCCAAUUUCGGCUCGUUCAGCCUGAACCCAGCCAUGAUGGCGGCGGCGCAGGCGGCCCUGCAGAGUAGCUGGGGGAUGAUGGGAAUGCUGGCCAGCCAGCAGCAGUCGUCUACCUCGGGCAGCUCCUCCAGCGGCGCCAGCUCUAAUCGAGACCAGGGCCAGUCUUUCAGCGCAGGCAACAGCAACUACGGCGCCAGCUCGGCCGGCCUGGGUUGGGGGACGGGCUCCAACUCCACAAGCAGCGGGAGUGGGUUUAGCUCAGGGUUUGGGUCCAGUAUGGAGUCAAAGUCGUCUGGGUGGGGUAUGUAAGCUAAGUGUGUACGUGUGGUAAGUAUUGUGAGAAGGAUGAGUCUUUUCAAACGUUUCUUUCUGGUGUAAAAACACUUUUGUGGAAGAUGUUUUGUAGAUUUGGAGGAAAAGCUAAAGAUUUAAUUUAGUGUUGACGUGAGUUGUUUACCAGGAAGUGCUAUUUUUCAUGUCUUGUUUGUAUCCAUUUCAACUGGAUUCUCUAAUGCAUGUAUUGUGUAGCGUGCUGAUGCAUGAAUGUUUAUCCAGCUUUGUCAUCAUUUUUAAGGCAAUCUUGCAUUGGGGAGAAUCUGGUUGAAACUUCAGUGUUUUUAAGUCCAACUUUAUUUGCAGUCAAGUAGAAAGAAAAGCCUUCAUUGAAAUCUCUUCUGCAGUUGACUUCCACCUUCCGUUUCCCUGCGAGGAAGCUCCAAUAUGGCAGCAUUGUCGGGGCCGUAUUGGUAUCACUCUCUUCCCACCUGUAAAUGCUAUGCCAUCAAACAACGGCUUCACUCCGCAUGUUCUCACAGACGGUGGGUGUUUUCACUUUAUAUCCACUCAAGUGACAUUUUUUUAGGAACUGAUGAGUGCGAUUGCGGGUGGCUUGUGGCGAAGCGAUGAGUGAGCGGACUGAGAGGCGCGUGGAGCGGACUGCUUGUGAACGUGAACGAGCCCAAAUUCUGACUGCUUUCUGAGUGUGUGAGUGGAAGCUGCGGAUGCUACGAGCUCCUCCCCCUAACACGGACAUCCUUUAAUUAGUACUUCAAGAUUUUUUUUUUUUUUUUUUUUAAAUCUUUGCAAGAUUCCCCUUUAUUCUUAAUGUGUGGACAAACUACAGAAAUGUAUGGAAUGUUGUGCUCUUUGUAACGCUUGUAUUAUCUGAUUUGAAUGCUGUAUGGUGUGUGCUGUUUCUUGUUCCUGAUCUGUAAGUGUGUACUUGAUGUGGAUGACACCGACUGAAGACUCUAGGAGGGUGGGGGGACACGAGUGCAGGUGUGAGAACGUGGAGUGGUAUGUCCAAUGUCCCCCUCCCCCUGUAGCUCUUGAUGUUUGUGAGGUGUUGGAAAAAUGUCAAAUGAAGGGAGUUGUCGAAUAAAGUUCAUUUGAAUAGAUGCUUAGUUGAUUGAGUCGCUUUGCGGAAUAAAACAUCUAAUUCGAUUCACGUAUCUAGGGACCUUGGGCUCUGCUGGUCGAGGUCUCCAUUUGAUCCCAGGCUGAAGGACGAAGAUGCAGCAUCCAACACAUUGAGUGUGGUGUGACCUUCUCAGAGAGACAUGGUAGUACCUGUCUUUUUCAUGCUUCUCUUAGCUUGUGUUUCCUCUGCUUGUGUGCUUCAGUAAGAGGGGUGUUUGUAUUUUCAUAAAAGGCUUUGAUAAUGUUUGUGUGCUGCUGAUUGGACGACUGCCUGGCAAAUCCUUGGACAGGUCACUGCUGGUGUUUGCUUUUCUAAAAACCUAUUUUAUAUCUUUAGGUCCUCUCUCAGGUCUAAGACAGAUUUAAUGUAUGAGUGUUGCAGGUGCAUAAGACACCCGUUUACCAGAUGAUGUGGACUAAAUGUUGCUUUGUUCAUUUCUUGUUUAUUUAAAAAUGCUGGGGAAGACUCUGAGGACAAGGAAAGACCUGCCUGUUUUUUAUUCUCUGUUCUCCUCAGUGUCUCUGCUCUUCCUCUUCCCGGUAUUCUUCUUUUUCAAAGCCCUCUGCUCUUGUUCCAGUUCUUCACUCUUAUUCUGUAUGUAGACUGACUGAAAUAAAAGGGAAUCAAAACAA
Molecule: messenger RNA, 3189 nt
Organism: Dunckerocampus dactyliophorus (ringed pipefish)
Lineage: Eukaryota; Metazoa; Chordata; Actinopteri; Syngnathiformes; Syngnathidae
Gene: tardbpb
Product: TAR DNA binding protein b
Exons: 6
Coding region: 160-1446 (428 amino acids)
Biological process (GO): regulation of gene expression
Cellular component (GO): nucleoplasm
Molecular function (GO): RNA binding
Source: RefSeq, a predicted model, not a curated record